Molecule: messenger RNA, 29516 nt
Organism: Loxodonta africana (African savanna elephant)
Lineage: Eukaryota; Metazoa; Chordata; Mammalia; Proboscidea; Elephantidae
Gene: TULP4
Product: TUB like protein 4
Exons: 15
Coding region: 24702-29441 (1579 amino acids)
Molecular function (GO): protein binding
Source: RefSeq, a predicted model, not a curated record
CAGGGGGCGCGGGCGUCGGGCCCCAGAGCCGGUGGCGGCCGCUGCUGCUGCGCUCUGCUCGCCUUUUGUCUCGGCGUCUGAGAAAAUGGGGCGAGAGGAGCCGGGGUGCGUGCGUGUGUGUGUGAGAAUCAGGGGGCGUUUGGCUUGGAGCCAUUUUUUUCUUUAAUUGUGGAGACAGAAAACCCCUUAAAACGGUUUCCCCAGGGAGCCGGGCCGUGCUCCUCGUCGUGCGCCCAGCGCCGGCUGAGUGCAGUGGGCUUCCCUCCCUGUCUGCCCACCUUCCCGGCUUCCAGCCUCGCCCCCCACCCCUGGAGCCCCGGAGCGGGGUGUCUGCAGAGCAGCGCCCAGUCACCUGUCGUGCCAGCUGCAUGGAAAUCCUGGCGCUCCUGCUGUCUGGAGUCUGGGCUGUUUCCUCUGGCGAAUCACCGAGAUUCCGCUCGCAGUACCAACCCUUCCUCCUUCCCCUUCGCUUGAAAACAGGGCACGAUGCGAAGGCUAAAGUUGGACCUGGUGGGGUCGGUUAGCAGGGGGAAGAAUCUACUUUUUCCUGUCAACCCUUCAGGUUUGGGAAGGUGAGGGCGAUCUGGCGUUGUGGAAGGAAACGAGGGUGAUACAGUCCUAUCCGGGGAAGAUGUAGACAGGAGACCUAGCAUUCUACCUGCUGGAUUGCCACCGUGAUCGGAAAGUCUUCUUACACUCUCCUCUUUCGGGAUAACCAACUCCCUUUGCCAGGAAAACGUUUCUUGGAUUUCUGGAUUUGGGGGCUUUCCUCCUCUUUUUAUUUACAGCAGAUCAGCAGUGCCUUACCCAAGGAUGUCUAUUAAGCCUUUUCAGUAGGCAGGUUUAUGUCUAAGGUUUUGAAGGCAAGAGUCUGUUUGGGGGUCCUUUUCUCUGUUCCUCAUUCUGUGUGUCUCGGAUUUGCAAUUCACAGUUUAGUUCUUGCAGGCAGCUCCACUGGGAAUAAUGCUGUGGUCUCGGAGAGUUCUGUCACCAGGCCACGGGCAGGCUUGCUGGGGCUUGAGCCUGUGAUGGGUGAAACGUGACAGGGUGGCUUGUCCAUAGCCACACCGCAGUCCAGAGAGCACCUGUGCCCAUGGCUCUGGGCUGCCGGCUGGGCAAGCAGGCCGAGCGCAGCACUGUGCAGUGAUGGUCACAUCACCAGCGAGGGGAUGACAAGUGUCCUCCCUUAUUCUGCAUAGUUUUCUGCCCUGGAAAUGAUUACCGGUGUGUGAAUAAAUCUCAGCCAAGUCUAGUGUUCAGUAUCUCAGUUUAAAGAGUAGUUCUUAAUUGGUAUAAAGGAGUUCUUAGUGGGUGUGUGUUUCCUUUCAGAAUUGGAAGAGGUCUACUUUAGAAAGGGCUGUGAAAGCAGCAGUUUUUUUCAGGUGAUGGGGGAGGUGGUGUUGGCCUCUAGGAGUAUGUAGUGCUGAGUUAGAGGGAGUCCUGUAGGGAAAAAAGUUACCACUGUGGAGCUCUCAGACUUGGAAGAGGAGUAGAAAGCCAGGACUGCUUCCAGGGCCUGAGAAAUAAUAACAGUGUAUUGACUACUGUAUAUUUUGUUCUGUUGUACAUAGGGCCUCUAUGAGUCAGGAUCGACUUGAUGGCACCUAACGACAACUGUGUAUUUUAGAACAGUGGCUUUUUCGUUUACAAAAGAUCUGUGUCUGCUAUUGAACUUUCUGGUUUUUAUGUGGAGCAACAAGAGUGGCAGUUUGGUUAUCACACUCCUCCCUCCCGCAGCAGAACUCUGAAUAAGGAUGAUUUUUUAACCCAUCGGAGGAUGCGUGGCACGUGAAGCCUGUUUUAAAUGGGACCAUCCAGCACUGAUGCUGAGAUCCCAAGUGAUGGUAUGAUGGUAAAGAGAUAGCUGUCAUACGUGAGGCUGAAUUCCAACCCUCUCACUGAUGGUUAGGAGCCCUGGUGGCUAAUUAGCUCACCUGCUCAUCAGAAGGUCAGCAGUUCCAACCCACCAGCUCCUUGUUGGAAACCCUUGGGGCACUUCUGCUGGGUCCUGCAGGGUCACUAUGAGUCAGAGUAGACACGAUGGCAGUGGGUUUAGUGCACCGGUGGUUUGUAGGACAGAGUGUGAGUCCCAGUGUUUCUUUUUGGUCUUGCAGCAGAGUCACCGAGUAUCUGAACUCAGCCAUGUUCCAGUGCCUACUCUGUGAGGGUAAGCUGGGUGGGAACCCGCUUCUCCAUCUGUUCAGUGGGAUUCGCAACAUCACUUACAAUCUCUCUGUGCUCCUGAAGUCUCCUGUUCACUCCUGGGGAUGGAGAAGGAUUGAAGAUGGGUGCAGGGGCCCAACUGUGCAUGUGGUUUGUCAAAUGUGUUAAAAAACAGAGUGAAGCCUCUGCUGCAUUAUGCCUUGAUUUAGUUAUUGUGUUGGUUCCUGUUAGGAGUCUGAAGUAUUUUCAGUGUUACCAAAAGCCUUGUAGAAACUGUGCAUUUGCCCUUAGUAACACUGCUGGGGCUGGGCAGAGUAUGACAUUCAAAUGUCACAUUUCUUGUACUUUGGCUGGGAUUAUGUUAAUUUAGUUACUACGUUUUAGCAUGCUACGUUUUAACAUACUAGAUGUUAACUGUGGUAAGCUCCUGAUGGUCAGUAGCUCUUACUGAAAGUUAUAGACACCUUUCAUAAAAACACCUAUUGCUGUUAAUUCUGUCUCAUAGCAACCCUACAGGACAGACUGGAACUGACUCAUAGGGUUUCUAAGGCUGUACUCUUUAUGGAAGCAGAUUGCCACAUCUUUCUCCCUCCGUGCAGCUCAUGGGUUUGAACUGCUAACCUUUCAGUUAACAGUUGAGUGCUUAAACAUUUCAUCACCAGGGCUCCUUUAAUUAAAAUAACGGAAAACCAAUUAGUUAUUAUUUAAUACAGGGUCCAUCUUUAAAACAUACCCUCCAUGGGGGCAUAAGUGAUACAUGUUUUGUGUCCUUGCUGGGCUCUGUCGCUUUCUUUCCAUGUGGACAGUUACGUGUGGUGCAGCUAUCUUUCGGAAAUUUACCGAUGAUGCAAGUGACGGAUUUGUUUUCUAGCUAACAUUAUAAAAACUAAAAAACACCAAACCUACUGCCGUCGAGUCGAUUGCGACUCCUAGUGACCCUGCAGGACUGAGUAGAACUGCCCCAUAGAGUUUACAAGGAGCGCCUGGUGGAUUCAAACUGCCAACCUUUUGGUUAGCAGCUGUAGCCCUUAACCACUACGCCACCAGGGUUUCUGUAUAAUGUCAAAAGGUUGAUAAAUUUUGCUUUAUGGAAGAGUAUAUUUUAAAAGCACUAAAGAGAAAUAAAGGUAAAUGUUUAUAUAAUUCUAGUAUGGGUGAAGUCUUUCUAAGCUUAACACCGAACAGGAGACUGUAAAAGAAUUGACAACAGUGUUAAACAAUGUACGUUAUUUUAAGCGAAGAAUGCCUUGAACGUAAAAGACAAAUGACAAACUGGAAGAAUACGGGCAACAUAUAUAUUGGACAUGUCAAUAUAUAAAGAGCCCUAAAAAAUCAAAAAGAAAGAGAUGAACAACACCUCACUAGAAAAACGGGUUAGAACAUGAGCAGAUCAUUCUCCUUUAAAAAGAUCUUUUAUUAUUUAAAUUUUUAUCCUGGAAAUUUUUAAGCAUUAGAAAAGUUGUGAGACUAGUGUAAGGCAGCAAAAUAUCUGCCGCCGAUCUUCAGCAAUUACAAAGCAUGACCAGUCUCGUAGGCAACAUUCUUCUCUGCUUCAUUCUCCCUGGAUUAUAUUGAAGCAAAUCAAGCCGUUGUAUCAUUUUAUCUGUAAAUAUUUUUGUUGUGUCUCUAAAAGAGUGAGACUCCUUAAAAAAAAAAAAAAAAUCAUGUUAUUGGGUCCCUGGGUGAUGCAAACGGGUAGCAUGCUUGGCUGCUAACCAAAAGGUUGGCGAUUCGAGUCCACCGAGAGGCACCUCAGAAGACAGACCCGAUGGAGCACGGUUGUACUCUGACACACAUGGGGUCUGUAUGAACUGGGGCCAACUCCAUGGCAGCUGGUACUAGUUAUUACUCUACUUGAAAAACAAAAAAUCCCACAAUAUCAUCAAACAUCCAGUCAGUGUUCCCUGACUGUCGUAUAUAUAUAUUGAAUUGUUGUCUUGAAUUAAGAUCCAGGUAAGGUGUAUACAUUGCAGUUAGUUCAUUUAUCUCAAGUGUCUUUUAAUCUGUAGUUCUCUACCUUUUUUGUUUGUUUUGUUUUCUUUAUAACUUUUUAUUGAAGAAACUGAACUUUGCAGGUCGUAUCGUGUACUGCUAAAUAUACUUGUAUUUCCUGGACAUUGGUAGUUUUGUCUAGAGUCUUAGUCGGAGGAAUCAGGUUUUGUGUGUUGUGUGUAUUCAGGGGGAAUGUUGGCGAAAGGAGCAUUUCCAUCAGGAGAUCCAUAAUGUCUGAUUUCUGUCUUUUUGUGAUAUUAACAGCCACUCCUGAUCAUUACCUUGAUCCCUGGAUUCAUUAGGGAUUGCAGUACGCUACAGUCUGUCAUCCCCUCUUUAUACUUAUUAGCUAAAAUCCUAGUUCUACACAAGAAACUCCCCUACGUCAGUUGUUUGGUUUCGCUGAGACACAGAUGGUGGGGAAGAGAGGGCAGGUCGUCUGAUUCUUUUUCCUUUAUUUACCAGUUUCCAAAAUCAUGUGUCAGUUCCCUAGCAUCCUCCAACGGUGGUUCAUGAGAUCGUGGAUUGUUUAAAUUUUUUGAGUAUCAUUAUGAACUCCUGUAUUUUAGCAUACAUGGUGUGUUUCAGUCCAUUGGAAUAAUUGUCCUUGUUGUCAGGUGUUUUGAAUCAAUUCCGACUCAUAGUGACUCCAUGUGACAGAGUAGAACUGCCCUACAGCAUUUUCUUGGCUGUAAUCUUUAUGGGAGCAGGUCUUUCUCCUGCAGAUCCAGUGGCUGAGUUAGGACCACCAACCUUUAGGUUAGCAGCCGAGUGCUUAACCAUUGCAUUACCAGGAUGCUCACAUUGCCCUAUCUUUGGGCAGAGUAAGUGUAUUCAGGUUGGUUCCCGAGUCCUGACAUUUCUCUAGUAGUCUAGUCUGUAAUUGUUUCCUUAAUGAGAUGUUCCAGGCUCAUCUUGUACACUUCCUGUUCUAGACUUGGAGUCAAAAUAGACAAUUUUUAAAAGGAAAAAAGGAGAUAUAAAUGGCCGGUGUUGUUGUUACGUGCUGUCACUUUGGUUCCGACUCGUAGCGACCCUACGUACAACAGAAUAAAAUGCUGCCUGGUCCUGCGCCAUCCUCACAAUCAUUGUUGUGCUUAAGCCCAUUGUUUGCAGCCUCUGUAUCAACCCAUCUCUUUGAGGGUAUUCCUCUUUUCCGCUGACCCUCUACUUUGCCAAGCCUGAUGUUCACCCCCAGAGACUGAUCCUUCCUGACAACACGUCCAAAGUAUGUGAGAUGUAGUCUUACCAACCUUGCUUCUAAGGAGCAUUCUGGUCAUAUUUCUCCCAAGACAGGUUUGUUUGUCCUUUUGGUAGCCCAUGGUAUAUUCAAUAUUUUUCCCCAACACCACAAUUCAAAGGUGUCAGUUUUUCUUUGGUUUUCAUUAUUCAUGUCCAGCUUUCACAUGCAUAUGAGGGGAUUGAAAGCACCAUGGCUUGGGUCAGGUACACCUUAGUCUUCAAGGUGACUUUUUGCUUUUUAACACUUUAAAGAGGGCCUUUGCAGCAGAUUUGCCCAAUGCAAUGCGUCUUUUGAAUUUAAAAAAAUUUUUUUAUUGUGCUUUAAGUGAAAGUUUACAAAUCAAGUCAGUCUCUCACACAAAAACUUACAUACACCUUGCUACAUACUCCCAAUUGAUCUCCCCCUAAUGAGACAACCCGCUCCCUCCUUCCGCUUUCUCUUUUCGUGACCAUUUCGUCAGCUUCUGACCCCCUCUACUCUCUCAUCCCCCCUCUAGGGAGGAGAUGCCAACAUAGUCUAAAGUGUCCACCUUAUCCAAGAAGCUCACUCCUCACCAGCAUCCCUCUCCAACCCAUUGUCCAGUCCAAUCCCCGUCUGAAGAGUUGGCUUUGGGAAUGGUUCCUGUCCUGGGCCAACAGAAGGUCUGGGGGUCAUGACCACCAGGGUCCUUCUAGUCUCAGUCAGGCCGUUAAGUCUGGCCUUUUUAUGAGAAUUUGGGGUCUGCAUCCCACUGCUCUCCUACUCCCUCAGGGGUUCUCUGUUGUGUUCCCUGUCAGGGAGUCAUCGGUUGUAGCCGGGCACCAUCUAGCUCUUCUGAUCUCAGGCUGAUGUAGUCUCUGGUUUAUGUUGCCCUUUCUGUCUCCUGGGCUCGUAAUUGCCUUGUGUCCUUGGUGUUCUUCAUUCUCCUUUGAGCCAGGUGGGUUGAGACCAAUCGAUGCGUCUUUUUAUUUCUUAACUGCUGCUUCCAUGGGUGUUGUUUGUUGAUCCAAGUAAAAUGAAAUCCUUCACAACUUCAGUCUUUUCCCCAUUUAUCCUGAUGUUGCUUAUUGGUCCAGUUGUGAGGAUAUUUGUUUUCUUUAUGUUGAGGUGUAAUCCAUACUGAAGGUUGUGGUCUUUGAUCUUCAUCAGUAAGUGCUUCAAGUCCUCUUCGUUUUCAGCAAACAAGGUUGUGCCAUCUGCAUAACGCAGGUUGUUAAUGAGUCUUCCUCCAGUCCUGAUGCCCUGUUCUUCUUUAUAUAGUCCAGCUUCUCGGAUUAUUUAGUCAGCGUACAGACUGAAUAGGUAUGGUGAAAGGGUAUAACCCUGACACACACCUUUCCUGACUUUAAACCACGAAGUAUACGCUUGUUCUAUUCAAACGACUGCCUCUUGGUCUAUGUACGGUUUCCUCAUUAGCAGAAUUAAGUUUUCUGGAAUUCCCAUUCUUUGCAAUGUUAUCCGUAAUUUGUUAUGAUUCACACAGUUGAAUGUCUUUGCAUAGCCAAUAAAACACAGGUAGACAUCUUUCUGGUAUUCUCUGCUUUCAGCCAGGAUUCAUCUUACAUCAGCAAUGAUAUCCCUGGUUCCACUUCCUCUUCUGAAACUGGCCUGAAUUUCUGGCAGUUCUCUGUUGAUAUACUGCUGCAGCCGUUUUUGAAUGAUCUUCAGCAAAAUUUUGCUUGCGUGUGAUAUUAAUAAUAUUGUUCUGUAAUUUCCACAUUCAGUGGGAUCACCUUUCUUGGGAAUAGGCAUAAAUAUGGAUCUCUUCCAGUAAGUUGGCUGGGUAGCUGUCCUCCAAAUUUCUUGGCAUAGAUGAGUGAGUACUUCCCAGCACUGCAUCUGUUUGUUGGAACAUCUCGGUUGAUGUUCUGUCAGUUCCUGGAGACUUGUUUUUCCCCAGUGCCUUCAGAACAGCUUGGACUUCUUCCUUCAGUACCACCGGUUCCUCAUUGUAUGCUGCCUCCUGAAAUGGUUGAACGUCGAUGAAUUCUUUUUGAUAUGGUGACUCUGUGUACUUCCAUCUUCUUUUGAUACUUCCUGUGUCGUUUAAUAUAUAACCCAUAGAAUCCUUCAAAUUUGCAGCUUGAGGCUUGAAUUUUUUCUUCAGUUCUUUCAGCUUGAGAAAUGCUGAGUGUGUUCUUCCCUUUCGGUUUCUAUCUACACGUCUUUGCACAUGUCAUAAUACUUGUCUUCUUGAGCUGCCUUUUGAAAUCUUCUGUUCAACUCUUUUACUUCAUCAUUUCUUCUUUUUGCUUGAGCUACUCGACAUUCAAGAGCAAGUUUCAAAGUCUCUUCUGACAUCCAUCUCAGUCUUUUCUUUCUUUCCUUUCUGUCUUUUUAAUGACCUCUUGCUUUCUUCAUGUAUGAUGACCUUGUUGUCAUUCCACAACUUGUGUGGUCUUCUUUCAUUAGUGUUCAGCACAUCAAUUCUUGAGAUGGUCUUUAAAUUCAGGUGAGGUAUAUUUAAGGUUGUACUUUGGCUCCUGUGGACUUUUUCUAAUUUUCAUCACCUUCAACUUGAACUUGCAUAUGAGCAGUUGAUGGUCUGUUCCACAGUCGACCCCUGACCUUGUUUUGACUGAUGAUUUUGAGCUUUUCCAUCGUCUCUUUUCACGGAUGUAGUCGAUUUGAUUCCCGUGUAUUCCAUCUGGUGAGGUCCAUGUGUAUUGUUGACAUUUAUGUUGGUGAAAAAAGUUAUUUGCAAUGAAGAAGUUGUUGGUCUUGGAAAAUUCUGUCAUGCAAUCCCUGGCAUCAUUUCUAUCACCAAGGCCAUAUUUUCCAACUACGGAUCCUUCUUCUUUGUUUCCAACUUUUGCAUUCCAAUCAUUAGUAAUUAUCAGUGCAUCCUGAUUGCAUGUUUGAUCAAUUUCAGACUGCAGAAGUUGGUAAAAAUCUUUAAUUUCUUCAUCUUUGGCCUUAGUGGUUGGUGUGUAAAUUUGAAUAAUAGUUGUAUUAACUGGUCUUCCUCGUAGGCAUGUGGAUAUCAUCCUGUCACUGACAGCGUUGUACUUCAGGAUUGAAUGGCCAACAAACUUAUUAAAAUAGUAAUUUUAGUAGUAAUUAAGAAAUGAAAUUAAGAGGAAAAAGAAGAUACUAAUUUUAGGUCUUAUAUUGGCAAUAUAAUUUAGACUCAGCUUAGGCCUUAAUAGAUGUGAAUCUACUUGGUAAAGCUUAAUAUAAAGCACAAUAUUAUUGUGAUUACUUCUGCUAUUCCUUCUCUUGGUAGUCUUAAUUUUUGGACGUCUCCCAGUCUGCAAUGGGAAAAGGAUGAUGGUAAUUCCCAGCGUGGGUGAGGAUGCAGGGAAAUGUGCCGUCUCAGAUACUCUCACUGGGGGCAGAAAAUGAUAUGCUUAUUUGGUAUUGAUGCAACUAUGUAUCAGAGUGUGAAAUGUGCAUAGCCUUUGACUCAGGUAGUCCAUAUUUAGGAAUUUAUCCUAAAGAAAUAAUAGGAAAAGUCAGAAAAGAUGCAAGUGCAUAGUAAACAACUGAACAUACCUUACACAAGGAAUUGAUAAAAUAGAUUUUGAUACUUUCACACUGCAUGCAGGCAUUGAAAAUAGUGAUAUGAAUCUAUGUUAACCAGUCUGGAAAGAUGGCUAUGAUACAUUAUUGAAUAAAAAAGGUAGGUUCCAGAAUUUUAGGUACAGCCUUUAGAAGUAGUAUGUAGCGGCCUUCAAGUGAGCCCCCUACUUAUGGUGAACCCACACACAAUGGAAGGACAUGCUGCCUGGUCCUGUGCCAUGCCUGUGAUUGGUCAUGGAUUGGACCAUUGUGAUCAAUAGGGUUUCCAUUGGCUGAUUUUUGAAUGUAGAUCACCAGGCCUUUCUUCCUUGUCCAUCUUAGUUUGGAAGCUCCACUGGAAGCUGCUCAGCAUCACAACAGCACACAAGCCUCUGCUGACAGAUUGGUGGUGGGUGUGCAUCAGGUGCGUUGGCUAGGAAUUGAACCUGGUCUCCCGUGUGGAAGAUGAGAGUUCUACCACUGAGCCACCACUGACCCAGAAAUAGUAUAACCGAAAACCAAACCCGUUGCUGUGGAGUCGAUUCUGAGUAAUAGUGACUCUAUAUUACAUUGUAGAACUGCCCCAUAGGGUUUCCAAGAAGCGGCUGGUAGAUUUGAACUGCCAACCUUGUGGUUAGCAGCUGAGCUCUUAACCACUGCACCACUAGGGCUCCCAGAAAUAGUGUAGGAUUAGAAAAUGCUGGACAACGAGGCUUUGACAAGGCCAAGAAUCAUGCCAGCUGGGAGGAUCUAGUCUGUCAGAUCUCAUGGUCUCAAAGAGUCUGUACAGGCCGGUUUCAUUCUUGGGAUAUAAGAUUCAGAUUUCCCAGAGAGAGAAUGAGAUUAGCCUAGUCAGGGUGAUUUGCCUACCCUUUGGCUGUGUGUAUGUGUGAAUGCAGUAUGACUGUCAGUUCACAGUCCAACAGAGACCCUGCGGAAGGGGGAGAAGUCAUUCUCUGUAGGAGAGUUGGGGUGAUUUUAAUGAAAGGGGAUAAAGGCAUUCCAUGAAGACAGGGAAAUAGAUGCUCAUUACCUAUUUAGUUAAAAUUAAAUGAAUGCUUUGAUCAGAAACAGUAAAUUUUGCCACAUCGCCGUAAAUUACUGUAAAUUCUGAUAAACUUGGCCUUUCAGAUCUCUGUACCCACCACUUUUGGGCAUGUUAGGACCUAUACCAGUGGGUAAACUCCGUUUCUCAGAAAAUGAUUGGUCAGAAAUAAAAUUCUGGGUUAUUCGUGGUUUUUAAAAUUUAUGCUAUUUCCCCUUCAAGUGUGGAUAAUGCAGAACCAAAUGUAUUUUUCUGAUAUCAGAAAGUACGAAUCACAGUCUUUGUACUUGUGUGGUAUCAAGGAUACUCGCCCUUUGGAUAAAGAGCGUUUUAAGAAUAGAAUUGGAAUGUAGGUGCUCAUGGAAAGCCUCUGACUGCGAUGGUGUGACAGGUUGGGGAGUGUGGGAAAUUAGUGGGUGGCUGUGCAGUGGUGCCGUGUAGAGAGCGGAGAUUUACUUGAGCAUCUUUCUUACUGUUCUGAUUUUUAAUCAAAAGCACAGUUAGAGUCAAAAUGAAUGUGAAGAGCUUUGAGAAAGAUAACACCCUCUACAGUUUAAGAUAUUAAUUUCUCACUUAAAAAAAAUUAAAGACUCUGUUUAGACCUUAAUGGAUGUGAAAUGAUUUUGGUAAUGCAUAAGAAAAGGUAUUAUGUUGUUAUGAUUCUAUCUGCUGUUCCUUCUCUUAGUAGUCUUAAUACUUGGGCAUGUCCCACUUUGGAAUGGGCCUGUCAGAGCCACAGGGCCUGGGUUUUUGUGGUGUCAGCUCUGUGAAAGUCUGAUCAAGGCUAAGAAUUUGGCCCUUUAAUGAAUAUAUUUUUAUGAAAGAUGCUUCAGCCUUAGCUUUUAAGUUUCAGCUAUUGAUCCAACUAGUUAUUAGUUGGGAGACUGUUCUGAAGACUCCUUGUAUCUGCUUUCAAAAAACACUGCUCAGUGUUUGUGAAUUCCGCUUCAAUCUUAUAGGCAGAUAUCACUGAGUUCAGAAUUUCUUCAUCCUGCUGGCUGUUUCUUUUACCAGUUUCUUGUCAGUGACAAAAGGAAAGUAAGUUUAAAUUUCUUGAGACAGUUACUCCUCUGAUGUGUGUGUCUGUGUGCAAUUUUGAAUUUCUAACAAAGGAAAUGAAGAGUCUUGGGUAGAAAUCCCUUUCAGCACCAUGCCAUGUUAUUUUCCCGUAUUGUAGCGUUCCCUCAUCUUUGACUAUUAAGAGUGUGUGUUGCCUCCCUGUCACUGUUACUGAUGGUUAACAGUAAAGCAGGAGCAUCACAGAUCCUCGCUGAGGACUAGCUGAGCCAUUAGGUCGGGACAGCUUUACUGUCUGUGAAAAGUUGGUCAGCAGUGAGGUUAGUACAUGCUGUGGGUGUACAGGAUUAUCUUUGCACACGAGCAGUUUCUUAAGCUGCAUCCAACCUUCUUAGCCAUAAAACUAGAUGGGCAAAUUCAGCUCCGAUGGUAAGAAUAUCACAACGUGCAUUGUAAGAUGUGAGGCUGUGCUGUGUUUAUAAAACCCUGGCCAGCCCAAGCUGAGGUUUUAAGUAGCCAGAGUUCCUGUUUAGAAUCAGUAAGUAGCCAGAAAGUUUAACUAUAGCAUUGACUUUGUCAGAGUAGAGAAGAAUGCCUUUAAAAUAUGAUGCCUGGGUUCAGUGUGUCUGAGAAAAAGAAGCGUAAGGAGAUUGGAGUGUGGGAGAGCCAGGUGGAUGUGGUUAAAACUCUGAUCACAUUUUCUGGGUCUCACAAGUGGUUAGCACCCCUCGUUUUUCUUCUUCCCAUCUUUUCCUGUGAAAUGAGAAUUGCGGUCUUGUGUUUCAUAUGUAGGAAAUUUACUUUUCGGAAUUCAUUUUCUAGCACCUGAAUAAUGUAAUAAAUUCUGUAGUAUUUGAAAUGCUUGGCGUAAACACAACCACUCUCGAUAAAAGAUAGCUCCUAGUUUGCCUGUCUUAUUCUAUUAGUAAUAAUUUUUAAUCAAGUGACAGAAAGGAGCAUGACAGCGGCACACGUAAUGUUUUGUCUCUUUGCACAUCUUUGAGUCUGAGGAACUCUAAGGAAUAAAUUAAGUGGUGUGGGAUUGGGGUGCUGCCCAGAAUCUAUCCGCUAAACCCUACUAGAGCAUCAGUUCCCAGCCUCUGUGGAUUUAUGGCACCCUGUUCGUGUUUGAUUUUGCGUCUCCCUCCUCCUUGCCACUCUAAUGGCCGCGACAGCCAGGUCUCAGCUAUCAGAGGAGAGCAAAGUGCUGAUAUAAGAAAUUCACUGAUUGUUGCCAUCGCUCAAUUUUAUCUAAUUGCGUCCACCUGCAGGUUUAAAUAAUCACCACCACAGCUUUUCUAGAAGAACAUUAACAAGGUGCACAGUGCCAUUGCUCUGUGGAAUGCAUUUAAAUUUUUUGAUCGAUGAAAAUUAAUGUUUUGAAAAAUUUUGUGACUUUUAAAAGUAGUCAGUUGUGGUGAAUAAGAUUUGUAUGUUACGUGCAAGCAAUGUGAUGGAGAAGUGUGAAGUGACAUUGUAGGUCCCUCCUAGGUGACAAAUGGUGUUCUUUACAGAGGUAUAUGUAGAAGCAAUAGGGUUUAUGAGGUGCUUCAAAAUCAGCUUUCCAUAGAUCUAGUGUAAUAAGUUUGUUGUGAAAUAAAGAAGCCUCAAGGUUGGCAAUAUGGUUCACAAAUGGUGUGAGUGUCGUUUUUAAUUCUGAGAGCCUUGGCAUAUCACACUGUCUUCCCUCUCCUGGCUUUCUGUGUUUUGUGAAUAACUGUGGUCUCCUGGGCAUGACUAAUAGUCAUGGAAAAUAGAAAUUUCAUCGGCUGUCCUUCCCAGUGUUCGGAUGUUGCCAUUCUUUCUCCUUCACAGUGAUACAGAAAGAUGACACAAGCAUGGCUUUGGGGAAUUGGUCUAUUUCUGUAGAGUAUACGAGACAGCCAAAGCUUUAUUUGUGGUAAGAAGGGUAAGAACUGUCAUGUGAAAGACAUAAAUGAUCUCUGGAGAUUUAGUAUAAGAUACUUACUUCAAUCUUUUCAUUUUAGCCAGUUGUUAUCAAACCUUUACUAGAUGGUUAAUGACUGGCAGCAUGGGUUUUGAGUUGAAUCUCCUUUGGCACAGAUGAGCAGUAAAGAGGACUCCAGGUGAGAUGUGAGAAGAAGGAGGCUUCCAGGGGGCCUGGACCCAAUCACAGACUAGAUAAUGAAUGAGCUCCCUGGAAGUUCACAUUUGGUUAACUCCUCUCCACUUUGUGUCUACCUGGCCUUCAGCACUGCUGUUAUUGCACAAUGCUAUUUUGAGAAGCAAACUAUUUUAUAGGAAAUGCCAGGUAAGUAGGGCAGGAGGUUUAUCUGAGGCUGUUGAACGAGUGACUCAGCUAGGAUUCCGAUCUUCAGCUACUUAAUUUUUAGUCCAGUGGUUUCAUCACUGUCACACUCUAUUCUGUGUAUCUUGGCCCCCAUAUUGUUUUGUGUUUGGAAUUUAAAUGUUGCCUGAGAUUUACAACCUUCUGCACCUUAUUCUUAUUAUGCUAAUAUGAUUAACAUUUAUUCUUAAUAUUUUAAUUGUGACUUAAUGUGAAGCAUAUGUAUAUGUGUCCUUUCACCAUACUUAUUCGAUCUAUAUGCUGAGGAAAUAAUCCAAGAAGAAGAAUGCAGCAUCAGGAUUGGAGAAAGACUCAUUAACAACCUGUGAUACGCAGAUGAUACAACCUUCCUUGCUGAAAGUGAAGAGGACUUGAAGCACUCACUGAUGAAGAUCAAAGACUAUAGCCUUCAGUAUAGAUUACACCUCAACAUAAAACAAAAUCCUUACAACUGAACCAAAAAAACAUAUCAUGAUAAGCAGAGAAAAGAUUGAAGUUGUCAAGGAUUAUAUUUUACUGGGAUCUACAAUCAAUGCCCAUGGAAGCAGCAGUAAAGAAAUCAAAUGACGUAUUACAUCGGGCAAAUCUGCUGCAAAAGGCCUCUUUAAAGUAUUAAAAGGCAAAGGUGUCAUUUUGAGGACUAAGGUGUGUCUGACGCAAGCCAUGGUGUUUUCACUCGCCUCAUAUGCAUGUGAAAGCUGGGCAAUGAAUAAGGAAGAUUGAAAAAGAACUGAUGCUUUUAAAUUACCGUAUUGCCGAAGAAAACAGAAUAUACCAUGGGCUGCCAGAAGAAGGAACAAAUCUGUGUUGGAAGAAAUACAGCCAGAAUGCUCCUUAGAAGCAGGGAUGGCGAGACUACGUCUCACAUACUUUGGACAUGUCAUCAGGAGGGACCAGUUCCUGGAAAAGGACAUCAUGCUUGGUAAAGUAGAGGGCCACCGAAGAAGAGGCAGACCCGCAAUGAGAUGGGUUGACACAGUGGCUGCAACAGUGGCCUCAAACAGCAAUGAUUGUGAGGAUGGUGCAUGACGGGGCGGUGUUUCAUUCUGUUGCAUAGGGUUGCUAAGAGUCGGAAGUGACUUGACGGUACCUAAUAAAAACAACGUGUAUAUGGGGACACCUUGAAAGAAGUAUGUUCUCUCUUCUAAUUCUCUAGUUCCCUUCUAAAUUUAAAAAGCACAUAAAUAACAAUUGAAAAAAUUACUAAGAUCGGUUGACUCUAAUAUAAACUGCCAGCCUAUUUAGAAGACCAAAGAAUUGAUACCUUUGAAUUGUGAUGUUGGCAAAGAAUAUCAAAUGUACCAUGGACUGCCAAAAGAACGAACAAAUCUGUCUUGGAAGAAGUACAACCAGAAUGCUCCUUAGAAGCAGGGAUGGCGAGACUACGUCUCACAUACUUUGGACUUGUUAUCAGGAGGGACCGGUCCCUGGAGAAGGACAUCAUUCUUGGUAAAGCAGAGGGUCAGCGAAAAACAGGAAGACCCUCAAUGAGGUGGAUUGACACAGUGGCUGCAACAGCGGGCUCAGGCAUAACAAUGAUUGUGAAGAUGGUGCAGGACUGGGCAGUGUUUCCUUCUGUUGUACACAGGGUCGCUAUGAGUUGGAACCAACUUGGCAGCAUCUAACAACAGCAGCAACGUAUUUAGGUGAAGAUAUAUUUUAUUUCAAAAAGGUUCUUUUGCCUUAAAUAUGUGACUCCAAAAGUCCAGGUAAACAUGGCUCCAGGUGGGAAUGUCUGCUCACCUGUAGUUCAUGCUUUUGUGGUGCCCUUCUCAACCCACCAGAUUGGCUGCGGCUGAAAUUUGAGUCUUGUUUUCACAAUGCAAGGUCUUUGCACACCUUAGUCUUUUCUUCAGGACUCUUACUUCUGGCUUGACCAGAUAACUGUUAUGAGCACCACGUAGUUAAACUUCAUGCACUGGGGUCAUAAAGAAGAAAAAAUUUUGGAUUCUAAAAGGUGACUUUGGUUAAGAAUGGUCAAACUAAAGAGAUAGUUGCCUUUGGUGGGCGUAGCUGCAUGGAGGAGUUCCUGGGUGGUGCAAAUGAUUAACGUGCUCAGCUGCUAAAUGAAGGUUAGAGGUUUGAGUCCACCCAAUGGUACCUUGGAAGAAAGGCCUUGUGAUCUACUUCUGAAAAAUCAGAUAUUGAAAACUCUAUGGAGCCCAGUUCUACUCGGACACAGAUGGGAGCGCUAUGUGUGACAACGUAUACAACUGGUAAGACAUCAAAGAAAGCUAAUACAUAAACCCAGAUUAUCAUUGCCUUCACACUCCAGAAUCUUGGUGCUAGACAUGAUCAGGCUUCCUACUUUAUUGUGUAGAUGAAGCAUGUUGUAUCUAAUGAAAAAAAAGUGGUUGGCAUGUAUAAGUUCAUGUCUGUCUUUUUAGGUAGGUUUGGCUUCUCUGUGGCUUGCUUGCCAAUGUCUACCCUUGCUUUAAGUGGAGAUGGAGGAAUUGAAAUAGGUAGUGGGCAGGGCAGACAGGAAAUUAGGCAGCACAGGUUACGUGUUGGGUGGCUUCAUGCUUACAAUGCCUGGUAAAAAUGACAUUAGCGGCAAGUCCUUAGAUGCUGCAGAAUUUAUUAUCCAUGGCCUUCUGAACUCCUGCUCCUUAAUUGGAUUUGGGCUGAGCUUUCUCGUGGGUGACCUUGUACCUUCAAAUCAGUGUUCCCUCUCCUAAAUAACAGCACCUUAAAUUAAAAAAAAAAAAAAUUCUUAACCUUUUCUGACUUGUAAAACGCCACCGCCCUACUUUUCCGCUUAGAAAACAGUGAGAACCAGAGAGCUGUGCACGCUGGAGGAGGAGGGUCGGUGAAUGAGCAGAGAGGAGGAUGCUGCCUUUGCUUUUGGCAGACCUGUGAGACAGUUUGUGUAGUCACGUUCUGUCCCAGCUAUUGGAGAGCAUCAGUGGAUCGUGCCGGAAAACCUCCAAGCAAGUCCCUGGUAAAUCAGAGGAAUCCAGUUUCCUAAAGCAAACGUCCUGUCGUAGGCUGGUCCUGCUGCAUUUUCGCCAGAGAGGCCCCUCAGCCUUUCUUCAAGGAGGCUUUCUCAGGGGUUCGUGAUUAUUUCUACUGCGAGUGGUAAUUACAGCUUGCACUCACGUUGCGCUUAGUUUCAGAAUAUUUUUUCACGUGUACCAUUUUAUUUGGUUUUCAAAACAACCUUACACGAUAUGUCAAGCACAUGUUUUCCUGUUUUUUUGUCAUUUUAUGAGAAAACGAAGGCUGAGGGACUUGCCCCUGGUCCUACAGCUGUCUCGCAGAAGUCUUGGGACUCGCGUCCACACCUCCUGCAGAUGAAUCCUGCCUCCCGUCUCUUGCACCCUCGGCCACCCUGUGGCCUCCUUUCCGUGUCAGUCCUGCCAUUUUUAAAGAUUCAACUGAGGGCUAGGCUGUGGAGGCCUUCUCUCGGGGAACAUCGGGACAACAGCAUAUGUCCCACACUGAUAACUAGCGGACCUUGCUGAGAGCAUGUCUAGCAUCCUUCCUUCUUAAUGGGAUUGGGAUUUUGUUUAUAUAUCCUCCCCUCCUCCACAUGACUCUGGGAAGGGUGACCCCAUCCCCUGCCAGGGGGAAAUCCAGAUUAAUUUCAGCCCGUCACUCUGGGCCCUGUAAGCCAUAGGGGAAUGCUGUGGGGUAAGAAUUCUCACCUUCCAUGUGGAAGACCUGGAUUCGGUUCCUUGAUAACGCACCUCACGCACAGCCAACACCUGUUGGUGGAGGCAUGCAUGUUGCUGUGACGCCGUACAGGUUUCAGUGGGCUUCCAAACGAAGGCUAGGAAGGAAGGCAUGAUGACCUACUUCUGAAAACCACCAGUGAAAGCCCCGUUGAUCACAAUAGUCCGAUACACAACUGAUCAUGGGGAUGGCACAGGACUGGGCAGCAUUUCUUUCUGUUGUGCAUGGAAUCACCAUGAGUUGGGGACAGCUAACAACAACUAGCCAGUGAUGUAGUCCUGGCCAAUGGGACAAGUACAGAUCUGCUAGGAGGUUCUGGGAAAACCUUCCUCAACCUUAGAGUGACAGCAUGAGGGAAGAUGACCUGUUUGUCCCCUAAAGUUGUCUGCACGUCUGGAUAUGGUGCCUGGAACCAUUACAGCCAUCUUGCUACUAGUGUGAACAUGAAGCCAACAUGAGAGGGGACAAGGUCAAGAAGACAUUAGAGAAAAAACCUCAGAGGCCUGGCGAUCCACACCUGGCACUCACCCUGCCUUUGCUUGUUACAUGAAAUAAAUUUUGUAUCUUUACGUCAGAUGGAACACUUGAAGAUUGAUAUGCUAGGCAUUGGUGAGCUGAAAUGGACUGGUAUUGGCCAUUUUGAAUUGGGUACUCAUAUGGUCUACUAUGCCGGGAAUGACAACUUGAAAAGGAAUGGCGUUGCACUCAUCAUUAAAAAAGCAUUUCAAGAUCUGUCCUGAAAUACAAUGCUGUCAGUGACAGGAUAAUAUCCCUACACCUACAAGGAAGACGAGUUAAUACAACUAUUGUUCAAAUUUAUGCACCAACUGCUGAGGCCAGAGAUGAAGAAACUGAAGAUUUUUACCAGCUUCUGCAGUCUGAAAUUGAUCAAACAUGCAAUCAAAAUGCAUCAGUAAUUACUGGUGAUUGGAACGCAAAAGUUGGAAACAAAAAAGAAGGGUAAGUAGUUGAAAUAUAUGGCAUUGGUGAUAGAAACAAUGCCAGAGAUUGCAUGAUAGAGUUUUGCAACACCAAUGACUUAUUCAUUGGAAAUACCCUUUUUCAACAACAUAAAUGGCACUGUACACUUGGAUACCACCGGAUGGAAUACACAGGCAUCAAAUCGACUACAUCUGUGGAAAGAGAUGAUGGAAAAGCUCAAUAUCAUCAGUCAGAACAAGGCCAGGGGCUGACUGUGGAACAGAUCAUCAGUUGCACUUAUUUAAGUUCAAAUUGAAGCUGAAGAAAAUUAGAACAAGUCGACGAGAGCCAAAGAACAACCUUAAGUAUAUAUAAAAAAAAAAUCCAGUGCCCUCGAGUCGAUUCCGACUCAUAGCGACCCUAUAGGACAGAGUAGAACUGCCCCAUAGGGUUUCCAAGGAGCGCCUGGUGGAUUUGAACUGCCGAUCCUUUGGUUAGCCACCAUAGCACUUAACCACUGUGGCACCAGGGUUUCUGCCUUAAGUGUAUCCUACUUGAAUUUAGAGAUCAAUCACCUCAAGAAUAGAUUUGACUCACUGAACACUAAUGACCGAAGACCAGACCAGUUGUGGAGUGAUAUCAAGGACUUCAUACAUGAAGAAAGCAAAAGGGUCAUUAAAAAGACAAGAAAAGGAAAAAAAGACCAAAAUGGAUGUCAGAAGAGACUCUGAAACUUGCUCGUGAAUGUCGAGCAGCUAAAGUGAAAGGAAAAAAUGAUGAAGUAGAAGAGCUGAACAAAAGAUUUCAAAGUGCAGCUCGAGAAGACAAAGCAAAGUAUUGUAAUGACACGCGCAAAGACCUGGAGAUGGAAAACCAAAGGGAAGAACACGCUUGGCAUUUCUCAGGCUGAAAGAACUGAAGAAAAAAUUCAAGCCUCGAGUUGCAAUAUUGAAGGAUUCUAUGAGCAAAAUAUUCAAUGACACAACAAAAGAAGAUGGAAAGAAUAUACAGAGUCACUUUAACAAAAAGAAUUGGUUGACGUUCAGCCCUUUUAGGAGGUAGCAUGUGAUGAGGAUUUGAUGGUAUUGAAGGAAAAAAUCUAAGCUGCGCUGGAUGCAUUGGUGAAAAACAAGGCUUCUGGAGUAUCAAUUGAGAUUUUUCGACAAAUGGAUGUAAUGCUGGAAGCGCUCACUCAUCUAUGCCAGGAAAUCUGGUGGACAGCUACCUAGCCAACUGACUGGAAAAGAUCCAUAUCCAUGCCCAUUCCAAAGAAAGGUGACCCAACAGGCUGUGGAAAUUAUCAAACAACAUCGUUAAUAUCACAGGCAAGUAAAAUUUUGCUGAAGAUCAUUCAAAAGCGAUUGCAGGGAACUGCCGGAAAUUCAUGCUGAAUUCAGAAGGAGCCGUGGAUUGAGGGAUAUCAUUGCUGAUGUCACAUGGAUCCUGUCUGAAAGCAGAGAAUACUGGAAAGAUUUUUAUCUGUGUUUUAUUGACUAUGCAAAGGUAUCGAUUGUGGGGAUCAUAACAAAUUAUGGAUAACAUUGCAAAGACUGGGAAUUCCAGAACACUUAAUUGUGCUUGUGUGGAACUUGUGUAUAGACCAAGAGGCAGUCAGUCAUUCAGACAGAACAAGGGGAUACUGCAUGGUUUAAAGUCAGGAAAGGUGUGCUUCAGGGUUGUAGCCUUUCACCAUACUCAUUCAGUCUGUAUGCCGAGGAAAUAAUCUGAGAAGCUGGACUAUAUGAAGAAGAAUGGGGCAUCAGGAUUUGAGGAAGGCUCAUUAACAGCCUGUGAUAUGCAAAUGACACAGCCUUCCUUGCUGAGAGCAAAAAGGACUUGAAGCACUUACUGAUGAAGAUGAAAGGCCGCAGCCUUCAGAAUGGAUUACACUUCAACAUAAAGAAACCAAAAAUCCUCACAGCUGAACCAGUAAGCAACGUCGUGAUAAACAGGGAAAAUAUUGACAUUGUCAAGGGUUUCAUUUUACUUGGAUCGAUAAUCAGUGCCUGUGGAAGCAGCAGUCAAGAAAUCAAAAGCUGUAUUGCACUGGACAAAUCUGUUGCAAAAAAACCUCUUUAAAAUGUUAAGAAGCAAAGAUGUCACCUUGAGAACUAAGGUGCGCCUAACUAAGCCAUUGUAUUUUCAGUUGUCUCGCGAUGCAUGCGAAAGCCAAGAAUUCAGUAAGGAAAAUCGAAACCUUUGAAUUCUGGUGAAUAUUGAAUAUACCAUGGACUGCCAAAAGAACAAACAAAUCUUUCUUGGUAGAAGUACAGCUAGAAUGGUUCUUAGAAGCGAGGAUGGCGAGACUUCAUCCCACGUACUUUGGACAUGUUGUCGGGAGGGAUUAGUCACUAGAGAAGGACAUCAUGCUUGGUAAAUUAGACAGUUAGAACAGAAGAGGAAGGCUCUGAAUGAGGUGGAUUGUCAUAGUUGCUGCAACAGUGGACUCAAGCAUAACACCGAUCAUGCGAAUGGCGCAGGACUGGGCAAUGUUUUGUUUUGUUGUACAUAGCGUCGCAAUGAGUCACAACCGACUUGAUGGCACCUAACAACAGCAACAUAUGCAUGUGAAAGGCACAUAAUGAAUAAGGAAGACUGAAGAAGAAUUGAUACCUUUGAAGUAAGGUGUUGACAAAAAUAUUGAAUAUACUGUGGACUGCCAGAAAGAAUGAACAAAUCUGUCUUGGAAGGAGUAUAGCCAGAAUGCUCCUUAGAUGCAAGGAUGGCAAGACUUCAUCUCAAGUACUUUGGACAUGUUAUCAGGAGAGAUCAGUACCUGGAGAAGGAAAUUAUGCUUGGUAGAGGGUCGGCGAAAAGAGGAAAACCCUCAAUGAAUAUGGAUUUAUAUAGUGGGUGCAACUGUGGGCUCAAGUGUGGCAAUGAUUGUGGAGAUUGGACAGGACCACGCAGUGUUUCCUUCAGGUGUACACAGGUACUCGACAGCCCUUAAGAACAACAACAUGUCAACUCGUUUUGGGGUUAUCUGUUACUUGUGUCCAAAUACAUGCUGACCGAUGUGAUAACUAUCGUAUUUAUCCAUCUGUUUGGUCAUUCAUUCACACAUACAUACAUAUGUACAUAUGUAUGAAGGAGAAGAACAAGGCAGAAAGGCAGAAGUUGAGCUAGUUACGGGUCAGAAAUGGCUUCCCCCAGGAAAUUCAGAGGCCUUGGUGGGAGAGAGCUCAUUUUGUGAUGGGCCUUGUAUCUCAUGUUUUCGGGUUUGGGUGUUUUAUUUCAAGAGGAGAGCUGUCGAAAGGUUUAAUACGGGGAUAUGGCCUGAGUAUAAACAACAACAAAAAACCAAACCCGUUGCCGUUGAGUCUAUUCUGACUCAUAGCGACCCUAUAGGACAGGGUAGAACUGCCCCAUAGGGUUUCCUAGGAGUGCCUGAUGGAUUUGAACUGCUGACCUUUUGGUUAGCAGCAGAACUCUUAACCGCUGUGCCACCAAGGUGUCCAGAAUGAGUAUAGUAAGCUGUAAAUAACUUAAGCUACCCAUGCUAGUGAGAAACUUGGCUUCAUAUUCCAAAGAGGCAAGUUUGAUUUGCUGAGCAGGCAAGGAACAGUCAGUGGCUAAGGACCUGGUGACAAGCCGGUGUGUCCAGAAAGCUCAGAAAAGCACCUUUGCUUGGAAUCUGAUGAAAUAAACAACCUGUAUUUUUUGCUUCCUCCUAGCCAGUAUGUACACAUUCAGACACACACACACACACACACACACACACACACACAAAACACAGACACUGGCACACACGCACACACACACGGAGAUAGCUUUCAAACCCUGGCGUCAUUUGUGCACUCUGUCGUUCUCUUAGUCUUUGAUGGUUCAAAUGAAACAGUUCCAGCCGAGACAUCUCUGUUGGGGUUACAAAACCAGGAGAGAUGGUUCCAAUGUAAAUAAAACUUUAAGGGUGUAUAAUGUGUCCACAGUGGAACUUUUCACAUCUCAGGAGGAUUUCCUCCAGGUUUGCUGUAGCAGGGGCUGUGCUUGUCCUCAUACAAAUGGGUAGAUUAGUAAAGCUGGCUCAUACCCAGUGUUGUCAGGGAUCCCGCCUCCAUUGCUCCUGUACUUCUUUCAGGCUGUGCAAGGUCCCUCCCCGCGUUUGGUAAUUGGUGGGGUUGUAAUGAGACUGCUUCCCCGCUGCUUCUAGGAUGCCGAUCUGUGGGCGUCCUGGCAGGGUUUUCGUUGUGUUUGAGAGGCUUUGGCAUAAAGGUGGGAGGGAUUGGUGUUUCAGGUGGUGGCAGGUGAGCCUCCUGCCAAGUUGGCAUAAUGGGAACAGGACUCCUCUGAGCUGCCAUCUGUGUGCAGCUGAUGGGAAACCGGCAGUGGCUUCCGUGGAGUGCGGAGCUGUUCCGCUUAUGCUUAGAUAUUUAGGCAUCAGUAAUGCGAAGGCUGUGCCGGUCAGCUGUCAGGAGGCUGGGGAAAGUAGACUGUGCAGUGACUUUUCAUUGUUUGAAUUCAGGAGACUGCUGUUUGGCUCUACCCCCUACCCCCCCCACCCCCAAAAUGAAGAAAAAGAAAGCCUCAACUCUUUUCUGCUACUACAGCUAACCCCGAAGCCCGCCACAGUUGUGCACCCAGUUGCCUGCAGCAAGGGGCGGCUUGUUUUGACCAAGUAGUUUGACAUACUUUAGAGUUAGCAGAUGCUCCUUUUCCACACACCAAACGUGUAUAAUAAGCCAUCAACAUGCUUGUCUAAUAUGGUGUCCCUUUGCUUUUUAAGCUCAAAUUUUCUUUCUCUCCUUGUGGUGGUUGACAGGUCAAACGGAGGUGCUGCAUCCACGCUUCAUCUUGGUCUGACUUGCUGCCCUUGAACCGGGGGUCUGCUCUCCAGGUGAUGUGUGUGUGAUUUGCGGGACACCAGGACCCCACGCCGUGAUCAAUCAGAAGCUUCCUGAAGUGACUGGGAAAACAGACACUUCCCGGGCCAGCCGAAGCGUGUUUGCACGUGCACUGAAAAGCUUCUUUCUCUCCACACACGCGUACACGAGAAGGCAGGCUCGCCCUGUGCACACUCGAGCGUUCCACAACCGAUGAAAAUUAAUUUAAGAAUCAGAUGGAGCAGCCAGACACCACUGGGCUCUGGAGCCCGGGGAGAGAAGUGCAUCACUAACGGCCAGCUUUCUAUAUGGUCCUCACGGGUAAAGAAAGUUUGCAAAAAGAAGAAAAAAAAAAAUUUGCACACAUCAAGCCUCCAAAUACCUCCUGGGUUUAAAGAAGGAGCUCCGUGCGAAGGAGACACUGGGGAAGCGUGAUCUCUGCAUUGCAGGUGGCAGCAGGCGGCGGUUUUGGCCCUUUAGUUUGCAGUGGCUUUGGUGAUUGGGACAGAGGUUAAAAGCCCAGACUGAAAAGUUACUGUUAGUGUGGUGACGGCUGGGGGAAAGCGAGUUCAGGUCUGAUGGGACAGGUCUGAACAAUGAACUGACUCCUUGGCCUUUUUUAGUUAACCGUGCUGGAGACAUUUUAAUUUAUUAUUUCCCCUUUCCUUUCCUGCAUCGAUAGGAUAAUAUCUUCCAAAAGCAAUCGAAACUGGUAAUUGCAAAAUAAAUACCAAGGGAAACCCAAGCAGAGUUUCCUUUUAAUUGGGCUGUGCAUGAGGCAUUUGGAAACAAUCUGAAUGUGAAGAGGAACGCACCCCAUCGGCAGAACGUAACUCUUUAGGGAAGCCGUGGGGGAAGACGCCGCUCGUCUGUGUGUUUGUUCUGAGGGAUUAUCUUCCUUGGUGAGUCCAAGAACACUUUCAUGUGAGAGAAAGGUUACUUGAUGGACUUAACCCUGACAUUAGUGUUUGUCAUCAGGAUGGGAAAAGACGUGACCUUUAGGAGCAGAAAAAGGGUGAAGUGACAAGGUCAGGGAGGAAGGAGACAGGGGAGAAACAGAACCCCAAAGCCGGCUCAGCUCUAUGAGCAGGGCCAUUUAGGGGCCGUCCAGGGCACACGUUUGGCUACUUGGAGAGCUGUAGAACCUUUCUGACCCUGUUUAGGGAAGGGGCUUCCUUCCCAGCCUCUAUGGCACGGAGAAGCAAGCCACCAUCGGGGCAGCGGGUGGACAGAGUGCCGUGUGCCCGUGGGACACCACAACCUGCUGUGACGCCAGGCCUGGCUUUGGAUCGGGAAAACCAUAGGAUCCGGGGAGUUUCCUGGUUUUGAACGGCAGUGAAGGAGUCGUCUUUUCUUCCUGACAUUCGGACUGCUGUCUGCACAAACUCUGGUCUGUUCUGCACGGUUUGUGUGCCUUUUUUCCCUUUAUGCAAUCUUCUUCAGCUUUAGCAGCAGAACUCUGUCCUGUUCAGAAAACGUGCCAGCGGUGGCUUCAGAAGAAACACGAUCGUGUACAUGCUGUCUCUGCAUCUGAGCUCUGGAGGAGAACAUUCCAGCCAGAGGGAUUCAUAAAGCCUUAAGUUACUUGAAAUCUAUGUAUUUGCAACCCUUUGUCUCUGGAAUCACGUUACACUAAACUGGAACCUCAGGCUGAAUAAGAAUAACCAAGUUGAACAAAAAGAAGACAAAGCUGUUUGCUGAUCACCACUCGUUAAACAAGGCUCUUUCUCCAGAGGGUCAGCGCACUCUUCCUCUAAGGACUUGAAAACAAACACGACUUGAUGGUUUUUUUAAGCAUUGCUUUUUCUUAGCAGACUGCCGUCGUCUUUUAUAGAGGCAUUUUUCACUAUGCAUUUGUGGAUCUUUAUAAAGUGCUGACCUUCUAAUUAGGCCCAGGUCGGCCUUAAUUAAAGGGAAGGAGGGAGCAGCGCAAGCCACCCACAAAAAAUAGAGAAAUAAUUCAAUGAGAAAAAUUGGAUUAGAUUUUUCAGCGUUAGGCGUUGCUUUCUAAGUAGAAGAGUUCGUCAGAAACGAAGUAUGUACGCAGCAGUGGAACGUGGGCCGGUCCUCUGCAGCGACUCAAACAUCCUCUGCCUGUCCUGGAAAGGGCGCGUCCCCAAGAGCGAGAAGGAGAAGCCCGUGUGCAGGAGGCGCUACUACGAGGAGGGCUGGCUCGCCACGGGUAACGGGCGGGGCGUCGUCGGCGUCACCUUCACCUCCAGCCACUGCCGCAGGGACAGGAAUACUCCCCAGAGGAUAAACUUCAACCUGCGUGGCCACAAUAGCGAGGUUGUGCUGGUGAGGUGGAAUGAGCCCUACCAGAAGCUGGCCACGUGUGACGCUGACGGAGGGAUAUUCGUGUGGAUUCAGUAUGAAGGCAGGUGGUCUGUGGAGCUGGUCAAUGACCGAGGGGCUCAGGUGAGUGAUUUUACGUGGAGCCAUGAUGGGACCCAAGCACUCAUUUCCUAUCGAGAUGGAUUUGUCCUGGUUGGCUCUGUCAGUGGACAAAGGCACUGGUCGUCUGAGAUCAACUUGGAGAGUCAGAUCACCUGUGGCAUAUGGACUCCUGAUGACCAACAGGUGCUGUUUGGCACAGCCGACGGGCAGGUGAUCGUCAUGGACUGCCACGGCCGCAUGCUGGCUCACGUCCUGCUGCACGAGUCGGACGGUGUCCUCGGCAUGUCCUGGAACUACCCCAUCUUCCUGGUGGAGGACAGCAGCGAGAGCGACACUGACUCGGAUGACUACUCCCCGCCCCAAGAUGGCCCGGCAGCAUACCCCAUCCCGGUGCAGAACAUCAAGCCGCUGCUCACCGUCAGCUUCACCUCGGGGGACAUCAGCUUAAUGAACAGCUACGACGACCUGUCUCCUAUUGUCAUCCGCUCGGGGCUGAAAGAGGUGGUGGUCCAGUGGUGCACACAGGGAGACUUGCUGGCAGUGGCCGGAAUGGAAAGACAGAGCCAACUUGGUGAACUGCCAAAUGGUCCUCUUCUGAAGAGCGCCAUGGUCAAGUUCUACAAUGUCCGUGGGGAACACAUCUUCACGCUGGACACGCUUGUACAACGCCCCAUCAUCUCCAUCUGCUGGGGCCACCGGGACUCGCGGCUGCUCAUGGCCUCAGGACCGGCCCUGUAUGUGGUGCGCGUGGAGCACCGGGUGUCCAGCCUGCAGCUGCUGUGCCAGCAGGCCAUCGCCAGCGCCCUGCGAGAGGACAAGGACGUCAGCAAGCUGAGCCUACCCCCCCGCCUCUGCUCCUACCUCUCCACGGCCUUCAUCCCCACCAUCAAGCCCCCAAUUCCAGACCCCAACAACAUGCGGGACUUUGUGAGCUACCCCUCGGCUGGCAACGAGCGGCUGCACUGCACCAUGAGGCGCACGGAGGACGACCCCGAGGUGGGCGGUCCCUGCUACACGCUCUACCUGGAGUACCUGGGCGGGCUGGUGCCCAUUCUCAAGGGGCGGCGUGUCAGCAAGCUGCGGCCGGAGUUCGUCAUCAUGGACCCUCGCACGGACAGCAAAUCAGAUGAAAUCUAUGGAAACAGCUUGAUUUCUACCAUGAUCGACAGCUGCAACUGCUCCGACUCCAGCGACAUUGAGCUGAGUGAUGACUGGGCUGCCAAGAAGUCUCCCAAAAUCUCCCGAGCUAGCAAAUCACCCAAGCUCCCCAGGAUCAACAUCGAGGCUCGGAAGUCUCCAAAGCUGUCCCGGGCCACACAGGAGGUCUCCCGGUCCCCCCGCCUGCCGAUGCGGAAACCCUCCAUAGGCUCACCCAGCCUGACACGGAGGGAGUUCCCAUUUGAAGACAUUGCUCAGCACAACUACCUUGCUCAGGUCACGUCUAAUAUCUGGGGAACCAAAUUCAAGAUUGUGGGCUUGGCUGCUUUCCUGCCAACCAACCUCGGUGCAGUCAUCUAUAAAACCAGCCUGCUGCAUCUCCAGCCACGGCAGAUGACCAUCUAUCUCCCAGAAGUUCGGAAGAUUUCCAUGGACUAUAUUAAUUUGCCUGUCUUCAACCCGAAUGUUUUCAGUGAAGACGAGGAUGAUUUACCAGUGACAGGAGCAUCUGGUGUCCCUGAGAACAACCCACCCUGUACCGUGAACAUCCCCAUCGCCCCGAUCCACAGCUCAGCCCAGGCCAUGUCCCCUACUCAGAGCAUCGGGCUGGUGCAGUCCCUGCUGGCCAAUCAGAAUGUGCAGCUGGAUGUCCUGACCAACCAGACCGCAGCCGCAGGGCCGGCAGAGCACCCCGGCGACCCGGUCACCCCGUACCCAGUCCCCAACCGGUACUCCAGCCCUGGGCAGGUGAUCUUCGGGGGUGUGGAGAUGAGCCGAAUGAUCCAGAACCCUCCUCCUCCUCCGCUGUCCCUGCCACCACCCCCGCCCACAGCGCUGCAGUUGUCCCUGGUGGACCACGGGGACCGCGACCACGGGCACCUCCAGAAGCCAGCCAAGGCCCUGCGGCCAGCCCCGCCACUGGCGGCCGAGGGAGAUGCGGUGGUCUUCAGUGCCCCACAGGAGCUUCCUGUGAAUAAGAUGAACCCUCCGCCCCCUUACCCGGGCAUCAUCCCAGCCGCCCCCACCACGGCGGCCCCUCCUCCCCCACUGCUGCCGCCACAGCCUCCAAUAGAUGUCUGCCUGAAGAAGGGUGACUUCUCCCUGUACCCGACCUCUGCCCACUACCAGACCCCGCUGGGCUACGAGCGGAUCACCACCUUCGACAGCAGCGGCAACGUGGAGGAGGUGUGCCGGCCACGGGCACGGGUGCUCUGCGCCCAGAACACCUACACCCUCCCGGGCCCGGGCAGCUCAGCCACACUGCGGAUCACCGCCACGGAGAAGAAGGUCCCGCAGCCCUGCACUAGCGCCACCCUGAACCGGCUGACCAUGCCUCGCUACUCCAUCCCCCCGGGGGACCCGCCGCCCUACCCCGACAUUACCAGCCAGUUGGUGCACAGUCGGGGCAUGACCCAAAGACCAGAGAGCAGCCUCAUCCACGCCACUCUGCGCAGGAACAACCGCGAGGCCGCGCUGAAAAUGGCCCAGCUGGUGGACCAGCAGCGCGCCACCCUGCAACACCCACCCAAGCCCAAGAGCAGCAUGGUGGUGCCUCCAUUCCCAGCGCGGCCCCCGCCGGCACUGUAUACCUGCAGCCAGUGCAGUGGGGGCAGCUCCAGUGGGGGCACCGGGGCCGGGGGCACUGUGGCAGGCCUCGGGGCUGGCCUCGUAGGUGGCUUGGCAGGCAGUGGCGGGCGGCCUGACCCAAGCACGGGCUCCAGCUCUCAGCUGGGCACAGCCCUGGCACACUCAGCUAGUACGUCCCCCUUGACUUCACAGUCCUCCUAUAGUCUCCUGAGCCCCUUGGACAGCUCCCGGGACCGCACAGACUACAUCAACUCGGCCUUCACUGAGGACGAAGCUCUGUCCCAGCACUGUCAGGCUGAGAGGCCCCUGCGGCACCCCCCGCUGACCGACGCAGCGAUCACCUCAGUGAAGCGGCCGCCCCCUUACCAGUGGGACCCUGUGUUGGGCGAGGACAUCUGGGUUCCUCAGGAAAGGACAGCACAGACUUCAGUGCCCAACCCCCUAAAACUGUCCCCUCUGCUGAUGGGCCAGAGCCAGCACCUGGACGUGUCCCGCGUGCCCUUCGUCUCCCCCAAGUCGCCAGCCAGCCCUACUGCCACCUUCCAGACAGGCUACGGGGUGGGAGUGCCAUAUGCAGGGAGCUAUAGCAACCCCUCACUGCAGGGGGUGCAGGCUCCCUGCUCCCCAAAGGAUGCUCUGGCCGCACCCCAGUUUGCACAGCAGGAGCCGGCCAUGGUGCUGCAGCCGGGGUACCCACCCAGCCUUUCCUACUGCACCCUGCCCUCCAUGUACCCAGGAGGCAGCACGUGCUCCGGCUUACAGCUGCCACCCCUUGCCUUGCACCCCUGGAACUCCUACAGCGCGUGCCCCCCCUUGCAGAACCCCCAGGGCACGCUGCCCCCAAAGCCACACCUGGUGGUGGAGAAGCCCGUCAUGUCUCCACCGCCUGCCGACCUGCAGAACCACGUGGGCACUGCGGUGAUGGUGGAGACGGCGGACAACUUCCAGGAGGUGCUCUCCCUGACAGAAAGCCCCGUCCCCCAGCGGACAGAAAAGUUCGGGAAGAAGAACCGGAAGCGCUUGGACAGCCGUGCCGAGGAAGGGAGUGUGCAGGCCAUCACUGAGGGCAAAGUGAAGAAGGAGGCCCGGACGCUGAGUGACUUCAACUCCCUCAUCUCCAGCCCCCGCCUGGGGAGAGAGAAGAAGAAAGUGAAGAGUCAGAAAGACCAGCUGAAGUCCAAGAAGCUGAACAAGACGAACGAGUUCCAGGACAGCUCAGAGAGCGAGCCAGAGCUGUUCAUCAGCGGGGAUGAGCUGAUGAACCAAAGCCAGGGCAGCAAGAAGGGCUGGAAAAGCAAGCGGAGCCUGAGGACAGCCAGUGAGCUGGAGGAGUUCAAGUGCCGGAAAGCCAAUGAGAAGGAGGAGGGGCGGCUGGGCAGCCAGGGCUUUGUCUACGUGAUGGCCAACAAGCAGCCCCUGUGGAACGAGGCCACCCAGGUGUACCAGCUGGACUUUGGGGGGCGCGUGACCCAGGAGUCAGCCAAGAACUUCCAGAUUGAGCUGGAGGGCCGGCAGGUAAGGGAGCCGGGACCCAAGGCCGCCUGGUUUUCAGUAUCCCCAGGCCGGAUCUCUGCUCUCAUCCUGACAGACAUCUGUGGGCGCGGCUGUGCUGCUCAGGUCUCCAAGGCCAGGUGAUGCAGUUUGGCAGGAUUGACGGCAACGCCUACAUCCUGGACUUCCAGUGCCCCUUCUCAGCGGUGCAGGCCUUUG